GAUAAACACAAGCUGUGAAUGAAGGAGAAAAUCUGAUUGGUUGAAAAUUUCAAAAUGUUUCUGACUUGUCUAGAACGCUUAGUUAAAGUUGUUAUGGCGUUAUUUUAAUGUAUUCAUGCUUGUAUUGUUAAUUUUUUUUGUUAAAUAAUUGUGAUAUUUUAUAGAAUGGCGUCUGCUGGAGCUAUGUCAAAUAAUGUAGAAAACCUCUCCCCACAAAUAAUAAGAGGGGUUGUAAAAGAAAUGCAAGAUCUAGUCAAUAAUCCUCCUGAAGGUAUAAAAGUUCAAAUCAAUGAAGAAGAUGUGACUGAUAUUCAAGCUUUUAUUGAUGGACCAGCAGGUACUCCAUAUUUUGGAGGUGUAUUUAAAGUUAAACUUACACUUGGCAAAGGUUUUCCACAGGAACCUCCUAAAGCUUAUUUCCUGACAAAAAUUUUUCAUCCCAAUGUAGCUGCAAAUGGAGAAAUUUGUGUAAACACUCUUAAGAAGGAUUGGAAAUCAGAUCUCGGAAUUAAACAUAUACUUUUGACUGUAAAGUGUCUUCUUAUUGUACCAAAUGCUGAAUCUGCACUAAAUGAGGAAGCCGGUAAAUUACUUUUGGAACAUUAUGACGACUAUUCUCAAAGGGCAAAAAUGAUGACAGAAAUUCAUGCACAGCAACAUAAAUGUAAGGGUUAUCCUGGUGAAGGUCCUCUUGCCAAAAAACACGCAGGGGAUAAAAAACUAACAGCAGAAAAGAAAAAAAUACUUAAAGACAAAAAGAGAACUUUAAAACGUUUAUGAGGUUAUGUUGUUUGAUAUGUUUUUGAUUGCUUAUAAUUAUUUAAAAAAAAAGCAUGGAAUUAUGUAUUAAUUUUGAAUGAGAAGAAUGAUUUUAAUUUUUAUUGAUCAUAUUUUUUUAAUGAGAUAAUUCCAUAUACUAAAAUAGAGUUAUUGAGCUAAGCGAAGAUAUUUUUAAUUUUAUAAUAUUUGUAAUAACUGAUUUUUUUAAUUGAAAUAAACUUGUUUUAGUAUUAUUGAGAUAAGUAGCAGAAUUAUCUAACAUUUUUUCAAUAUUUUAACAAUAAAUUCAUAUCACACAUGACAUUUAAUACUUUCUGAUAUAUAUGUUUAUUUUUUUUGCAUAGUUUUCAGUGCCUCUAGAUUUUAAUCAAAUUUAGAGGCAAGAUUUACAACAUUUUGUAUUAAAUCUUUUAAAUAGUAGUUUGACUAGAUUAAUUCAAUAAAACUGUUUCUGCAACGUUGUUAAACCAAUGUGACACUACUAAAAGCGACGUGUUUUUAUAUAUUGAAAAAAAAAAUAGUAAAAGUACGCUACUUAUAUACACGUAUAAUUGAAAGUCAGUUGGAAGAAGGAAUUAAAGAAAGGAUUUAUUUCUUUCCUUCUACUAAAGGUUUUUGUGAUUCCACCAAUUUAUGCGAAGUGAAUGGUUUUUAUUCCCUUUUUCAAACUCACAAUUAAGCACUUCGUCAAUAAAAUGAAAAAAUUUGACACGUGGCGAAUUGCCUUUUAUUCUCUUCUAAUCUGUGGUUCAAUUGAUUUCUAAAUUAGCAGUAAUACUCGACUGUAAUUACAGUUGUUGAAAAUAACAUGUAAAUGUAUUUUAUUGAUAGAAAAAAAAUAAUUUCUCACAUUUUAUUAUUAAUAUCGCUAACGCUAAAGACGUAAUAUUCUUUGACAAAGGGAUCCAUACUUUCCACAAGAAACUACACACUUCUUCUGGGCCUCCUUUGUUUAGCUGGUUAGUGUAGAAAUCAGCUGAAUAACUCUUCAAGUCGUGAUCUCAAAACAUGUAAAGCCAUAGUUUUUUAAAUAAACUUCUCUUGAAUUGAGAUUUUAGGUAUCGGAAGAUUUUAUGUAUUAUCAAAUACCAUGACAACUACAUAUUCUCUUUGCUGACACAAUGCCAAAAUUUCUUCUUGUUCACCAACAAUUGAUGCUUCAAUUGGUUUCUAAAUUCAAAUUAAUACUCAAAUUUAAUUUCGGUUGUUGAAAAUGACACGUAAAUAUAUUUUGUUGCUAUAAAAGAAAAUAAUUGCUGAAAUUCUAUUUUCAAUAUCCUUAUACUUUUAGAAUCGAUUAAAAUUAUUGUUUCUUGUGAAAUAUAUUAUAUCAUAAUUUGGAUUCUGUUUUAGUGUAUGUAUGCAUUUCAAUAAAAUUUGAAUGAUUAAGUUUACUUUUUUUAAUUUUUUUUAUAAUUUGAUUUUGACAAUGGUUUUCCAGUGAAUUGCGAUAGACAUUGCGAUUUUGGAAAAUCAGAUUGAUCUUGAAAUCCCAAUUAUGAUUUAUUAAUGUUUAUAAAAUAUUUUUUUGCAAUUGAAGGGGUUAUAAGGGAUAAUCAACUUUGUGCAAAAUCUUAAAAGUAACUUCAAAAUGCUGUAGCUUUUAAAAAGAUGCACAAACGGUUAAAGAACCGAUAGUCUAUUUAUUUCUCAAUCUCAUGGAGUUGGCCUUCUUAUUUCAAAGCAAUUGUCAUACGAAUUGAGUCCCUUUAUUGGCCACAUAAAGUUACAACUUGUAGAAAAAAAAACAAUAUGCAGAUGUAUGUUUAUUCCUGAACCUCUUCUUUGCCUUUGAAAUAUUUUGCUUUAUGUUUUGAGUAGAUUUCUUUACAAAUUUUGUUAAUUUUUUUUAAAGACUGCUGAAAUUUAUUUUUCUUUUAUUCAUUUUUUAAGUAAGGACUAUAAAUAGCCUAUUUUGACAGAAAAAAUGAAAUCUUGGCAAAAACUAUGUUUAUUAUUUUAUUGAAUUAUUUUUAAUUUUGAACAUAUACAAACAAAAAUAGUAUUGAAGGAUUAAGGCUAAUAAUUUUGAUAUUAAGUAAUGUCAUUUUGGCAAAAUGUGGUCUUCAGUAAGUUAGUAUGUACGAGGGUGGAUGAAAGAAAAAAUAUAUGACAUGAUAUGUAUCUUUAAAAUAUUUUCAAUAUUAUAUUAAUAUAUAAAUUUAUAAAUAUUUUUUGAUUCUCAGAAUUCAAGUUUCAGUAAAUUAGUAUAAUUGUUUGUCACGACUUGUAUCACAAAUCCAAAUAUUUUUAUUAAAUUUUCCCUAUUAGACCUUAUCCUUUAUUGCUCUAAAUGCCUGUAAUUCAUAUUCUACGCAGACUUGUACAAAAGUACUUACUAAAUGUGUAUGUAAUAUAUUAAUUUAUAUCCGUUUACUUUUUAUUUUGUAGGUGUAGCACUAUGCACCACAGUGCAAUUGAUUUCACGUUUUCUAUCAAGUUUAGAAUGUGUUUUUGUGUAGUUUGUGAAGUUAUUUAUUAAUAAAUUUAUUACUCUGAGAAA
This is a messenger RNA of Diorhabda carinulata, 3283 nucleotides long. Its product is annotated as ubiquitin-conjugating enzyme E2 S. Lineage: Eukaryota; Metazoa; Arthropoda; Insecta; Coleoptera; Chrysomelidae. The record is from RefSeq and is a predicted model, not a curated record. Bases 166 to 780 code for a protein of 204 amino acids. The transcript is spliced from 5 exons.